Leishmania mexicana MHOM/GT/2001/U1103 is the source of this 3207-nucleotide messenger RNA. RefSeq lists its product as hypothetical. The record is from RefSeq and is a predicted model, not a curated record. NCBI's taxonomy places the organism in Eukaryota, Euglenozoa, Kinetoplastea, Trypanosomatida, Trypanosomatidae. The coding region runs from base 1 to 3207 and encodes 1068 amino acids. The transcript has a single exon.
AUGUACGCGCUCGAGAUCUCGACAACCUCGCCGUGCCGGUCGGCACCAUACUACUCCCUGGUGAUCCGUAAACCGUACAUUCUCGGCCAGGACGCGGUGACCGAUAUAAGCCUAGCAUACGAAGGUGUCUCGGACGAGCACGUGUCCGUGACGGUGCUGCAUGAAAAAGAGGCGGCCCACGAGGUGGAGGCAGCCGCACGCACAGCGUCAGAAGAUGGGCACGAUAGCGACGUUGCGGCCAAUGACGCGCCGGGGGAGCAGCGCGGCGGGGUCUCUGAUGCGCCCACCGAAGCUGACGGUGAAGGCUGCAAGCUGGUAGUGCGUGUGACGGCCCUACCCACGAAGGGCGACGCUGAAGUACGUGUUGGUGAGACGAUCCUGAACGCGGGCGACUCGGCGAUCGCUCACGACGGCGACAUCUUAUAUCUUGGUGAUGGCAUCCGCGGCACUUUUCGCUACCGCCCGCUGAUGGUCGGCAUCGAGCGUAGUGCCUACCCCGAGGACUACAUGAAUGACCUGCGUCGCAUGUUCCGCCAACUAGGUGCGAUUCUUGUGGAUGAGCCGAUGCCCUCGCACGAGGCGCCGGCGAUUCCGAUUGGGCAGCUGUACUGCGCUGCCGAGCUCAACGACAGCACGAACUGCUUGGCUGCCCUUUCCUACGGCUACUCCAUCGUGCAGCCAACGUACGUGUUCGAGUGGUUCGCGGCGGUGGCGAAGAACGCGGCGGCGCCGCUGAGCACGCUGCCGGCGCCGUCGCGCUUCGAGGUGCCGGUGCGCUGCACAGCUCACCCCACCUCCACCACAUACCUCCGCCCUGAGUCGGACACCUGUCCCUUCUCACUCUUUCCCAUCCCGUCCACCGCCAUGAUCAACCGCUCCCGUGCCGACCUGUUCUCCAACCGCAUCUUUUUCUUCUUCACGGAUGCUGCGGCGACACGCUACUGGCGCGCAGUCGAGUGCUGCGGCGGUGCCGUCUACGGCCCGGGUGACGUGGAGGCGGCAAAGGAGGCGAUCCAUGCGCUGGUGGAGUCGCAGCGCGAGGCCGGUGCGCCCGCCAACCGCCUGCCUGAGAAUUUCUACAUCAUCAUCGACAACACAUCGGAGGCGGUACUGCUGAACUCGGGGCUUGAGGCGGCAUCGCCGGAAUUGAUGGCGUUCAUAGAGGAGGCCUGCGCCACCUCCGGCGCCACUCACUUGCCAGUGAUGGGCGACCACUCCCUCUUCACAGCUCUGCUAAGCAACGAGUUCUACGAGGAACCGGUGCCACUGACGGCCGAGCCCCCGACUGCUGCUGGCGUGGGGUGCAACACCGCGCACAGCGACACGGGCGAUGCUUUCGCGAUGCCGUCGCUCAACCCUCAUACGGACGACGGCGAGGAGGGUGCGGACACCACCACUGCAGGGGCGCUGCGGUCGGGGUGUGCUAGCGGUGGUGCCGCGCUGUCCGGGGUCCGCUCCGUCUCUUGCGUGAGUGGGCGUCGCGGCAGUACGUUGCAUCGCGCCACCGCCCACACCCUUUCAUGGAGCGAGAUGCGCUCCUUAACCCGCCAGCGUGCUCGCUCCUUCUCCGCAAGCACGCCUGGGCAGAGCGACGGGGGCCUCUUCUUCGCGAACAGCGGGCACCACUGGGCUGGCGGCACGGCGGCGGGCCACCUCGGCAGGCGUCACCUCGUGCCCUUCGCUGCUCAAGGUGAGCUGCGCGCCUUUGUGGAGUACUUUGAUGUGCUGCGUAUUCGCAUCUACACCUUCCUCGUGCGCGAGGAGCCGAAGUUGGACAAGGCCAUCACGGGCUAUCACAAGCACUACUUCAUGGACCGGGACACCAUGGAGUACGCCUUUGAGGUGAAGGCGCAGGCGGUCGACUUCAUGGAACGCGUGGAGGACCUACUGGCGAGUAACGUGUGCCAUGGCCCAUACACGGCGUCGCUGCGCCGCUUCUGGACCGACUGCAGCGACAUGAACACAAAGGCGGAACACCUGCUGCACUGCUGGGACCGGAGCAUGUCAGCCGCUGUCCUGCCUCGCUGCGCCGUCUCUCGCCGGGCAAGCAGCAUAGACAGCCGCCGUGCGACGUCGUCGCGUAGCAUGGCCUCGCGUGGUGCGGCACGGGCAGCAAACUCUCCUGGGUCGGCGGCGUGCAAAGCGGAGCCAGCCACGUCCGACACCAACGACGGCUCCGGCGGCAACCAAGCCACUGCGGGUUUCGUGGACGCUCACCACCCAAACGACAGCGAGGGUGCGUGCGAGCACCAGAGCGAACACGCAGAAGCCGAGGCGGUGAGCCACGUUCACGAGCAACCGAUGACGGCGCAGGACGUCGCUGCGGCGAUGGGCCGCUCUGGCGCGGUGGCCGAGUCGUCGGCCACCGCCCUACACACCCCCUCCAUCUCCACGUCCACCCGCACAUCGCAUCGCCGGUCGCCCGCGCCGUCGCUGUCUUAUUCUCGCGGCGCUGCUGCCGCCAAGCCGCGAUCGAUCCCCCUUGAGGCGCGGCCGCCGUGGGUGAGCGACUGGAAUGAUGAGGGCAGCAGCCUACAGCAGGAGCCGCAAAAGAAGCAGCGCCAGCAGCACAAGAAGCAGAAGUGGGCGGGGUCACGCAGGCCCGCUUCGCAGACGCCUGCACCGACCCCGAUGCCUUAUCCACCCCUGCGCGUGCCCCUGGCGACUCUUCAGCCUGAGUGCGCGACCGACUCGCCGUUGGUUGUGCGUGCGCGCUCGGCAAGGCGUCCCAGCAGCGCCCAAGCUUGCUGCCCGCCUCCGCAGGAGGAGCCGGAGCAACAGGCCCACCAGGAGGGCUUCGGCGAAGGCUCCACCAGGCCUGAGGAGACCGACGAUGAGACGCUGGUGCUGACCACGGCCACACAUGCUUCCGCGGAGGCAGCGGAGAUUGAUUUCAUCGAAGAAGAGAACGCGAGCCAAGUGCCAAGCGCGCCCGCGCCCGUCCCCGAGCCGGCCCCCGCAAAGAGGACGCGUGCGUCGACGUCGCGGCGCCCAUCGGGGCUGAUCAAGCAGCGCAACAACUCCGCGUCAGCCUCAAAUCGCAACAACUCAGGCUCCACGCCGCUCCGGUCGAACGGUCAGGACGCAGCUGCUCACGCUGCCGCCAACGGAAAUGGCUACCACCAGCGUGACGCGUCGGCGGUUGUGGCUGCGAACGGCAAUGACAAUACCCAGCAGCAGCGUGCCCGCCCCACGCGGAAGUACUGA